Messenger RNA from Aspergillus eucalypticola CBS 122712, 576 nucleotides. RefSeq lists its product as uncharacterized. Bases 1 to 576 code for a protein of 191 amino acids. The transcript has a single exon. NCBI's taxonomy places the organism in Eukaryota, Fungi, Ascomycota, Eurotiomycetes, Eurotiales, Aspergillaceae. The record is from RefSeq and is a predicted model, not a curated record.
AUGCCAGACACCCAGCACCCAGGCACCUGCGGUGCGUGCGGAGUAGCUCUUAACUUAUCACUCAAAAAUCCAAAUGCGGAACCCAAAACUGUUUGCAUGAUUGAUUCCGCGCACCUACGAGAGCCACCUAUACUAUUUGAUAUUAUUGGUGUGAGCCCUCGCAUGCCGUACAUCUGCCUCGGGGACCGGUGCCGGAUAAUGGGCAGACAAAUGCUCGCCCGUUAUUUCAGCUACUACUGCGAAGCCUGCCCAACACAAUUGAGCGUCUCCGAGGUCGGCAAGGGGUCAAACAGUUGCGAUGUUACUGUGAAAUAUAAUCGCUGCGGUGACUGUAUCGAUCGGACUACGGUGUCCGACGAACAGAGUACACAGGAACCAGAUUCUGCGAGGUCAGGGAUCCUAAUAUCUCAAUCGAUGUAUGACGGGGUUUCUUACUGGGCUGUGUCAGAUCUUAUGGCCCUAUUCAUGAGCAAGCUCGGAUGCGCGCCUGUCUAUGUCAAGCUUACAGACGUGGCAUUGGGCCGCUCAUCAAGCUUUACAUGUGGGGACAUACAAGAACCAGGGCUCACACAAUAG